AUACCUGUGGACACCGACGCGCUACGGGGUUUAUUACUUACCUUUCUUCUUUCGUUUCAAGGGUCACUUUAUGAAACCUCCAAUCUGGAUCGAGGCGGCAACAACAGGAAGAAGAAGAUAGAGGAAUUCUCUAGGUCUUCUCGGGAGAAAAUAGUCCAGUCGAAGAACAAAAUGUUCUCGAAAUUCACGUCCAUUCUCCAGCAUGCUGUGGAAGCGCUUGCCCCAUCGCUGCCCUUGCAGGAGGACUUUGUCUAUCACUGGAAGGCUAUUACACAUUAUUACAUUGAGACUUCUGAUGACAAAGCUCCAGUUACAGACACCAACAUCCCAUCACACCUGGAACAGAUGCUGGACAUCUUGACCCAGGAGGAAAGGGAAAGGGAGUCUGGAGAGACAGGACCAUGCAUGGAGUAUCUACUACACCACAAGAUACUGGAGACUCUCUACACCUUGGGCAAGGCAGAUUGUCCUCCAGGGAUGAGGCAGCAGGUGCUUACCUUCUACACAAAGCUGCUAGCACACAUUCGUCAACCUCUCCUGCCACACAUCAAUGUCCACAGACCUGUACAGAAACUGAUCCGUCUGUGUGGGGAGGUGCUGGCUGCGCCUACAGAAAAUGAAGAGAUUCAGUUCCUUUGUAUAGUUUGUUCCAAACUGAAGCAGGACCCAUAUCUUGUCGACUUCUUCCUUGAGAACAAGUCUAGGAGACCUGAGACAAAGAGUCCCAGAGGAACAGAGGUGGUGAAGGAGAAUGUGUUGGCUCCAGACACUGGUCAGUCUCUGGCUGAGGAAAAGGCUGACUGCCCAGAGGAGCCUCAGGCUGCAGCUGCUGCCUCCACCUCUAGUCCAACCAGUAACAAUAAUAACAGCAACAACUACAAUCUGGUCUCCUCACUGCUCAACCUCACAAAGAGCCCUGAUGGCAGGAUAGUAGUGAAAGCAUGUGAGGGCCUGAUGCUGCUGGUCAGUUUACCAGAGCCUGCAGCUGCCAAGUGUUUAACUGAAAACACUGAGCUCUGUGAGCUCCUGACUGACAGGCUGGUCACCUUCUAUAAAGCCCUGCCACAGUCCAUGGACCCAUUGGACAUUGAGACAGUGGAGUCGGUCAAUUGGGGCCUGGAUGUAUAUAACCUGAAGGAGGACGCUGCUGUUUUCACAGGGAAGAGGGCUCUCAUCUCCUUCCUGUCCUGGCUAGAUUACUGUGACCAGCUCAUUAAGGAGGCUCAGAAGUCAGCAGCUGCAGUGAUGGCAAAAGCAGUGAGAGAAAGAUUCUUUGUGUCUGUUAUGGAACCUCAGCUCAUGCAGACGUCCGAGGUGGGCAUCCUGACCUCCACAGCCCUGCUGAACAGGAUCAUCAGGCAGGUGACAUCAGAGGCUCUGAUGCAGGAGAUGAUUUACUUCCUGCUAGGAGAGGAGAGAGAGCCAGAGACUCCAGCUACUAUGGCCCAGAAUCCACUCAGACACAGACUCAUUGAGCACUGCGACCACCUGUCAGACGAGAUCAGCAUCAUGACACUGCGGCUAUUUGAGCAGCUGAUCCAGAAGCCCAACCAGCACAUCCUCCACAGCUUGGUGCUGCGUAGCCUGGAGGAGAGGAACUACCUGGAGAACAAACCACAGGAGGAGCGUGAGCCUCUGGAGAACGGGCAGCCCCAUGAUGCCGUAGACCUUGAGGAGGAUCCACUGUUUGGUGAUGACCUCUCUCCAGACAGCAGGCUGUCUGGUUCUGAUUGGCUCAGCUCCUCUCCACCAGAGAGCCCCGACCACUCAAAGUCUGACGGCAAGACGGAGGUCCACAAGAUUGUCAACAGUUUCCUGUGUUUGGUGCCCGAUGAGGCAAAGUCAUCGUAUCAUGUUGAAGGCACAGGCUAUGACACCUACCUCAGAGAUGCACAUAGACAGUUCAGGGACUAUUGUGGGGUCUGCCUGCGGUGGGACUGGAGGGGAAAUCCAAAGCCUUUUGAGAAGUGUAACUUGGACAGCCCAUUCUUCGAGGGCCACUUCCUCAAGGUUCUCUUCGACAGGAUGGGUCGCAUCCUAGAUCAGCCCUACGAUGUCAAUCUGCAGGUGACCGCUGUGCUGUCCAAGCUUUCUAUGUUUCCACACCCACACUUGCACGAGUACCUGCUGGACCCUUAUAUCAACCUGGCCCCUGGCUGCAGGUCUCUGUUCUCUGUCAUCGUCAGGGUGGUUGGAGAUCUCAUGUUGAGGAUUCAGCGCAUCCCAGACUUCACACCCAAACUGCUACUCGUGAGGAAGAGAUUAUUAGGUCUGGAGCCCGAGGGCAUCAAUAUCGACCACAUGACUCUGCUAGAGGGGGUGAUCGUGCUGGAGGAGUUCUGCAAAGAGCUGGCAGCCAUUGCCUUCGUCAAAUAUCACGCAGCUGCCUCCUCCUCGCCGUAACCCUCCUGCUGUUCAUCCAUCUGCCUCGGCCAGGCAGACAGGUCAGGAUUAAACCGGGCCUUUUUUUGGGGGUGCGAUGGUGGUGGCACUGGUGUCACAGGGUCGGCAAAAAAAAUGACCACUAACUGCUCAUCCCUGCAAGACUGUUGAAGCCCAUACGGACGGGUUCAUCAGUUCCCUCUCUUCUGACCUCUCGGGGCUCCACUAUAAAAACGUCUUUGGUCUUGUUAUUGAGAAGGUCAGAGCACAGACACUGCCCAGCCAGCGGAGGACUAAGAGGAGAAUAGAGGUCGAGGUGCAGAGAGAUGGUCACUGGACUUUUUUCAGCCUCUGUAUUUUCUCUAACUCCCGCCCCCCUUUCUUUCUCCACCAGCCGAAAGAAAACCCUGUAAUUAGUAUAUCAAGGAAAAAAAGAUGUUUGUGUAUUUAUUUUCUUUCCCAUUAUCACCCAUUUGUAAACAUCAUUGCCUUAGUGUGGAACCGCACCUUUCAGUUACAGAAGAUUGUUUCCUUUUGAAACAUUUUUAUCUCAACUCCUCACAUGUUGUCUGUUUGAAGACAAGAGGACUAGACUCUAUAGAGGAAAAGAAAGUCCCACUACCUUCAACCCCUAUAUGUACCUGUAGUUACAGACAUAUCGAACUGUAGUAUUUACGAUAAUGCACACGUAUUUUAAAUGCCAAUUCCUCUUUAUUUAUUUAUUUGCUUUCAGGUUGCCUUUUUAACUAAUGUCAUAUUGAGAUCAAAUUAAUGAUUCACUUAAUUAGUUUUCCUCGUCUUUCCUAAGUGUGUCUCUUAAUGUUUGUGCUCUCAAAGCUCACCUGUAAUCACCAUCACCCAAAGACAUCACCAUCCAUCACAUUUUGUCAAAAUGAAAUGGUGAAUUUAGCAAAUGAUGUGAAUUUGCACACGGACCUCAUUGCAUUGCACUUGUUACAUUAGUCAAGUUUGUCCAUGCUUUUUGGGUUCGGCUUAUAGGAAAUGUCAAGUUGGCAUUCGUGGGUAGAGACAUGUUUUUGAUUCCACAUUAGUUUUUAUUCUCCAGACCCAGUGUUGCAUUUCUCGCACAACAGUGUUUAUUUCAUCCAAGUGUCCAAGAUACUGUGUUCUUUUUUAACACCAUUUGUAAUUCUCUGUAAUUAGUUUAUUCUAUUGGUGGGAUGCAGAGGAUCUUGAUUUUAUUGACCAGUGUCUUAAUUGUGUUGUUAACUUUGGACAUACUGCGGCUAACAGCUGGGGUUCCUAAUCUCUAUUGGCUUUUGAUCCCUAAAACAAAGCUAUGUCUACUUGGUGGUGUACGUCUGUAAGCUGUAGUUUUCAUUUGAAGUAAUUCACAAGAAAAAAAGGAAGUCUGAUAAAAGACUUUGUGAGAGAAAAAGAAACAUCAUCUGAUAUUGUCAAUCAUUUCCUCUUAAGAACCUUUCUUAGGGUCCAGAACCCCAGUUUGGAAAGCGCUGACUAACAGUAUCCUAAAAGUUCAGAGUUCCUCCAUAGGCUAUUAUGACUUCCUAUGAGGUGUUUCCUCUACUAGCAGUGUUACCUUUUCAUCCUGGUCUUGAAGGACGAUGUGCAGUGUUUUGUUGGAACGGGUCGGUUGGGUGUAUUGCCUGGAUACCUCGGGAGGGCGUCGGUAACGGAGGGUUUGAAUUGGUCUCGAGAUGCUACUUAAAAUACGUUUGAUUGUUGUGUUUUGUUUCCAGUGUGAAUGUUUCCAUGACUGGCGAGCGUGUUUGGAGAUGAGUUUGUUUAUAUGCGUGAGUGUAAUGAUUUGUUAUUGCGGUGGAGAAUGAACAGUGGAGUCAUUCGUUGAAGCCAUUAGUCUCUGGUCUUGAGCCUCGUUUUUGUUUUCUCCCCCUCUCUGGUCCCAUCUUAAUCCCAUCACUCAAGCACCUACGCUACAUUAUGCAACUGCUUUCAUGGAAUCAGAUUUGCACAUUGUCUUUUCUUCAUCCUUGUUCAUAAUGUAAAUAUACACAACAAAGAGCUUUUUGUUUUUUUCCAAAUGUUUUCAUAAACCAAAAAAAAAAAAAAAAAAAUAUCUAGGAUGUACCAGGAGUAACAUUUUCUAUUUUAAUGGGAAACUUUUUAAAUUGUCAUAUCAUGCACAUUUUUUAAUCAACUAUCUUUCCAACUGUGCUGUACAUUUAUAUAUUGUAUGUGUACAAUAGCAAUAGAGAUAUACUACCUGGUGUAAAUGCAUGCUUCUACAUUGUUUUUCAUUGUUAAAAGGAAGGGGGGGUGAUGAAUUCUUAGCGGUCAGCACUUUGUUGUUUGAAGAACCUGACAGGGAGAUAUGAUGCCUUACUUUCACACUGUGGAUCCGUGAGGACUCGUAGAAUCGAUGGUGUAAGGGGUUUCUGCUUCAACACCGUUUGUUGUGAUCUAAUUAUGCCUAUCUCUUGUGUUACAUCAACGUUCUUUGGUUUGUGAAGAUGUACAGGACUCUCAUUAUAUUCAAACAUUCUGAUGCCAACUGAUAGAUUUUCUUGACAGCUUAGACCAGUCACUGUACUAUGCUGCAUUUCUUUGUUAAUUGCUGCUUUUCUUGUGAAAUGGGAGGAGACUCGUUAUACCUAUUCUAUCUCAAGGCCAGUUUGAUUUUGUGAUUGUGCAAUGCAUAGUUGAAACAUUAAGGUAAGGUGCAUGCUCACUCCUCCUGCCUCCCAUAGUAGUGGAGCAGCCUCUCAUUCUCUAAGAGGCAUUGGCUUAUUUAUUCCUUAUCCGCUGUCUUCAUUUCAACACUGCAGUUAUGCAACACAUUAGUUUUCAUUCAAGACAAUAUGGUUUCUUCAACAUUCUCCGUCCCAAUAAAAAAAAAAAAUCUUC
Anoplopoma fimbria (sablefish) is the source of this 5229-nucleotide messenger RNA. It is a transcript of the gene fhip2a, whose product is annotated as FHF complex subunit HOOK interacting protein 2. The record is from RefSeq and is a predicted model, not a curated record. Bases 172 to 2403 code for a protein of 743 amino acids. NCBI's taxonomy places the organism in Eukaryota, Metazoa, Chordata, Actinopteri, Perciformes, Anoplopomatidae. The transcript has 17 exons.